AUGUACGGCUGGCACAAGAUGCAGGACAUCACUAGCGGGUCGUUAAACAGCAGCAUGAACCCAACCGCCACGCCGGAGAACCCCGCCGGCCUGUCGGAGACGUGGCAGUUUGAAAACCUCAACUUCAAGAAGGGCAAAGAAGAAUUACUCGACAACAUUGCGCGGAACAAAUCAAGCACAAAGGACGACGAGGACGACGAUGAGAGUAUCGACUUCCACGUGGUGUUGAACGAGUUGCAGACCAUGAAAAACUCUCAGAUUGCCACUACUGAGGAGUUGAGACGCGUCCGAAUGGACAACGAGUUGUUGUGGAAGGAGAACUACAUGAUGCGAGAGAGACACCGCCAGCAACAGGAUGCGUUGGACAAAAUU
Messenger RNA from Babjeviella inositovora NRRL Y-12698, 372 nucleotides. RefSeq names its product stress-responsive transcription factor (gene CTA8). The record is from RefSeq and is a predicted model, not a curated record. The transcript has a single exon. Lineage: Eukaryota; Fungi; Ascomycota; Pichiomycetes; Serinales. Gene Ontology annotation, molecular function: sequence-specific DNA binding; DNA-binding transcription factor activity. Gene Ontology annotation, biological process: regulation of DNA-templated transcription. The annotation marks the transcript as partial.